Toxotes jaculatrix (banded archerfish) is the source of this 2662-nucleotide messenger RNA. Its product is annotated as threonine synthase-like 1. Gene Ontology annotation, molecular function: pyridoxal phosphate binding. Gene Ontology annotation, cellular component: cytoplasm. The record is from RefSeq and is a predicted model, not a curated record. Gene Ontology annotation, biological process: amino acid metabolic process. The transcript has 2 exons. Lineage: Eukaryota; Metazoa; Chordata; Actinopteri; Toxotidae. The coding region runs from base 347 to 2524 and encodes 725 amino acids.
AGUACGUGGUACAGGGUAGUGUUUUAUCGGUUAAAAUAAACCUUAUAGAUACCACAGACUCUAAUAAAACUUUCAGAAUAGUUUGAAGUACGGAGUACCACCAUAUUGCGUGACUGUCUUGCUCAUUUAAACUAUCACUUAUGAUGACAGGCCACUUGUCCUACUGUCCUGUCUGCAAAACACGUGAGUUAUUGCAGCAACUGUAGACGCUGUAUCAGAACACGAGGUAGCUAGUCUAAAUAAUGCAAUAUUGCAGAUUUGUUUAAAGUAUAUCUGCAAUUUAAAGGUCCUCUUUAACUUUUUUUUCUUCUGUAGACAAGAAUCUGCUGCGCCAUUUGACCCCUCAAUGGGUUUAUUAAUUGCAAGUCAGCUUGCACUGAGGGCUGCCAGGUGUUCCUGGAGUCCCUUUUCAACAUCAAAAUCAUGGAUUUCCUCCAGGACCAGCCCUCUGGGGGACAAGAACAUCCUGCUCAUGGGUCCUCCUGGAGCAGGGAAGACCACAGUGGGGAGGACAGUGGCCCACAGACUGGGACUGCCUGUCAUUGAUGUUGAUGACGAUGUCUUGGAGACAACAUGGAAGAUGCCUGUGGCUGCCAAGCUUGCAUCAGUCGGUGGAGCUCGUUUCCUUGAGGAGGAAGGCCAAGCUUUGUGUAACUUCUCUGCCUCUGGGUGUGUUGUUUCCCUGACAGGCUCUAACCCUCUUCACGCGGAGGCGAUGCAGCACGUCAGACAGACUGGGCUGGUCAUCUACCUGGAUGUGGACAGUGAGGAUAUCAUAAGGAGACUCACCCGGAUGAAGGUGAACAGGAUAGUUGGCCAGGAGGCAGGGGUAUCCAUGAGGGACAUUCUGCAUUACAGGAAGCAGUUCUAUGAGAAAUGGCUUGAUGUGCGUGUUUUGUGUGGAACAGGAGACACAGUGGAGGAAGUAGCAGAGAAGGUAUUGAAGGCUGUGGAGAGAUAUCAAAAGCAUGCAGCAGAAACCUACGUGUCAACCAGGUGUGACAGCACGGGAACAUCCAAACAGAAUACAUACUUCAGCGAUGUGGUUGUAGAGGGUCUGGCCACAGAUGGAGGCCUCUAUGUUCCCAAAAAUGGCUUCCCAAAGAUUGAUGCUCGCGAAUGGUUGAGAUUAGCUGACAUGUCAUACCCAGAACGAGCGUUAGUUAUACUUGAAAAGUGCAUACACCCAUUAGAUGUCAGUGCUUUGGAUCUCAGGACAAUGGUGUUGAAGGCGUAUGGGUCAAACUUUUCAAGUGAGGCAGUUGCACCUGUAAAGCAUCUUAACCACAAUCAGUAUGUUCAGGAGCUUUUUCAUGGCCCCACUGCCUCAUUUAAAGACCUCGCCUUACAAUUGAUGCCCCAGCUCUUCGCCUACUGCCUCCCAUCAAUGUGCAACUACCUCAUUCUGGUAGCCACGUCUGGAGACACUGGAAGCGCAGUGCUCAGUGGCUUCAGCAGGCUCAGCGGGACUGAUAGACACAGGACCGGCGUGCUGGUGUUUUUCCCAGAGGAAGGGGUGAGUGAGAUUCAGAAGCUCCAGAUGAUGAGCCACAGGGAGGGCAACGCCAGGGCUGUCAGUGUCUUGUCAGACUUUGACUUCUGUCAGAGAGCCAUCAAGCGGAUGUUUGGAGAGUCUGGGCUGACAGGGCAUCUCGCUGUGGAGUACGGCACAGUCCUCAGCACUGCCAACUCCAUCAACUGGGCGCGACUGUUGCCACAGGUUGUUUACCAUUCCUCAGCCUAUCUGGAUCUGUGCAGAGACGGUGUUAUCAAGUUUGGAGAGCCCAUUGAUGUUUGCAUCCCUACUGGAAACUUUGGCAACGCCAUGUCAGCUGUGUACGCCAAGCAAAUGGGCAUCCCGAUAAGGAAAGUCAUCUGUGCAUCCAACCACAACCGUAUCAUCACAGACUUUAUCACUACAGGCAAGUAUGAUCUCCGGGGACGGCCGCUGAUGCUGUCCCACUCCCCGGCUAUAGAUAUCCUGAAAUCCUCCAACCUCGAGAGGUUUAUCUACCACAUCUCAGAUGGAGACAGCCGUCUUGUCAAGGACCUGUUCACACGCUUAGACAGACAGGAGCACUUUCAGGUUCCUGAGCCUCUUCUUGGCAGGAUACAGCAGGAAGUGCUGGCUGGAUGGUGCUCUGAAGACGACUGCUUGGCCGCCAUCCACAGCGUUCACACACAAGCAGGGUACAUCAUGGACACACAUACCGCUGUGGCUAAAGUUGUGGCUGAUAGGCUGCAGGAUGGUUCGUGCCCCGUGGUGCUUUGUUCCACCGCUCACUACGGGAAAUUUGCUCCUGCUGUGUUCAAAGCUUUACAAAUCCAGAAUGUUCCAGAGGAUCCUGUUGAGCAGCUGAAGAAGCUCGGAUCGACGGCAUCCAGACCAGAGAUGCACAGAGACAUGAUGAAAUGCCUGAAGGAAGGUGGCAGGAAACAACACACUGUUUGUCAGGCAGAGUACAGUGUGUUGGUAGAAGAGGUGGAGAACAUGAUACAGGACUCCUUCUUAAAAGUUAUAUAGAAUUAUUUUAUCUUUUGUUAAUUUCCCCCUUAAAUUAACAUUAAUGUGUCCUGAAUGUAUCAUGUAUUGUUCAUGCGUUUUUGUAACUUAAGGAGAAAAAUAAUAAAUACAAUGGAAAAAAUAAAUACAAUAUAUAAA